AUGCUAUUGUUAUUCUAUUCGCCUCCAUUGUUAACCAUCAAUGCGCUGCUCAAAAUAAAAGGGACACCCGUCGUAGAGCGUGGAGAGGCGAGCCGCUUUCGAAGCCCAUCAGAAGAGAGUUUAAUUCUCAGUAGACGCCCAAAUUAUUGCAGCCUCACCCCAGACAACGGUUAUAACUUGGACAAAAUUUCAAUUAAAAACUGGACUUCUUCGUCUUCUUCUUUUUCUUCUUCUUCUUCUUCUUCUUCUUCUUCUUCUUCUUUCUUCUUUCUUCUCCUUCUUCUUUUUCUUCCUUCCUUUCCUUUUUCUUCUCCCUUCUUCUUCCUUCCUCUUCAUCUCCUUUUCCUCCUUCUUUCUUUUUAUUCUUCCUUUUUUAUCUUCUUCUUUUCCUACUUCUUACUUCUUCUUUUUCUCCUUUUCCUUCUUCUUUUUUCUUCUUCCUUUUUCUUUAUCUUUUUCUUCUAUUUCUUCUACCCCCCCUUUUCUUCUUGUUCCUUUUUCUUCUACUUCUUUUUCUACUUCUCGCUUUCUCUUCUCCUUUCCCUUCUUCCUUUUUCUUUUUUUCUUCUUCUUCUUCUUCUUGGUUUUCUUCCUCUUUUUCUUUCUUCUUCAACCUGCGGCAUCCCUUCACGACAUUAG
Molecule: messenger RNA, 639 nt
Organism: Acanthosepion pharaonis
Lineage: Eukaryota; Metazoa; Mollusca; Cephalopoda; Sepiida; Sepiidae
Source: the annotation of a GenBank genome assembly